This is a messenger RNA of Osmerus eperlanus (European smelt), 2061 nucleotides long. Its product is annotated as zinc finger protein 37-like. Lineage: Eukaryota; Metazoa; Chordata; Actinopteri; Osmeriformes; Osmeridae. Gene Ontology annotation, molecular function: RNA polymerase II transcription regulatory region sequence-specific DNA binding; DNA-binding transcription factor activity, RNA polymerase II-specific. The transcript has 4 exons. Gene Ontology annotation, cellular component: nucleus. Gene Ontology annotation, biological process: urogenital system development; embryo development; regulation of transcription by RNA polymerase II. The record is from RefSeq and is a predicted model, not a curated record. Bases 165 to 1559 code for a protein of 464 amino acids.
GCAUCCCUUACGACCAGGGUUUGAUGAAUGAGUAGCAAAGCUAACAGCUAUCACACCCGCAUAUUUAAUUACGGACAGGGUUGGCUUGUUUAAGGGGAAUACGCCCUUAAUGUCAAUACCUUUCUAACUAAAGCGAGGUGGUUGUCCCAAUACCCCCGUCGACAAUGACGAACUACAAGGCUUUUCAUACUCAAUUGUCGUCCAUCAUGGAGGCAUUGACCAAAGCGGCAAUGGCAGAGAUUUGUGAGCUCGUAGAUGAUAGUUACGCGAUUUUGCAAUUGGAAAUAUCCCGGAGUCACAAAGAGAACGAAGCUUUGAGAAGGAAACUUGAGUUGAUCGAGACAGUUAUCGUUCGUGGCCACAACAAAAACAUAGCUUCUUUGGGCAACCUGCAAGAAAUAGGUGCAUUGAUGUGCGAUGAACGUGCCUUUUUAUCAGGAUCGGGUGGAAAGCAGCCGAUUGGUAGUUUAAGAAGAGUUGGCAAGACAACGACUUUGAGAGAAUCAGCAGAAGAGCAGGUUUCUGAAAAGUCUGGAACCAAUCAGGUAAUUUUCCAGUCACCAGAGGAAGAGACGGGCUCUGACAUAGUUCUGAUAAAGGAGGAAAAGCAGGCAGACCACUUGAGUAGUAAUGAUUCCGAGGACCAACUUUUAAUCAACGAGGAGGGCAUGGAGGUGUUUGGAGAGGAUGACUGUCAGGAGGGACCUUCCAGGCUGAUAGCUUCUGUCGCCAUGCCAACAAAGCUGACCCACUGGGACCAGAGUGCAGAGGAGCCCAGCCCCCCUCACUCUGAACAAGAGGACUCCCAGCAUUCCUCCACGUCCAGGUAUGGGCCUGGGACUGCAAGACAGAAGACCCUGAGCGUUCGUUACAAACCCAAAGAGACUCAGAGUGAACCGGGCUCCUCCAGUCCAACAGGGGGCGAUGAAAGCGAGACCGCGGAGCAGGUUUUCGAUUUAGUUUCCGAGUCGGACUCCGAGGUCACCGCUGGGCAGUCUGCAAGGAAGCUCUUCGAGUCGAGCGGUAGUCCCAGCUCUCUCGCGGGGGGUUUUGAGCCGAAAAGAGGCGUUUCCAUGCUCAGCUCUCUGCCGUAUGACGUGGAGUUGGAGAUGUGCUCUUCCUGGAGUAACCAGGGCUUGCCAGGGAUGGUAUCCAUGCAGCAUGCACAAUAUAAACCCGACCAAAGAGGACUACAUCCGGACAAAGUCUCUGACCUGACAUCCACCAACUAUCAAAUGAACCUGGGCCUUGGUUCUUCCUCCAAGGUCGAUCAGUUGGACAUGAGCAAGUACAGCAGGGACAAGCGGUUUAUUUGCAACUUUUGCGGGAAGUGUUUUACCUCAUCGCGAAGCCUGGAGACGCAUGUGCGCGUUCACACGGGAGAGAGACCGUACAGCUGUGCCCAGUGUGGGAAGAGGUUCACCCAGUCUGGACACCUCAAAACGCACCAGAGCGUACACACUGGGGAACGGCCUUUUGCCUGUGAGCACUGCGGGAAAAGAUUUGCAGGCAAACAAAACUUGAGGAUACACCAACAGAAACACCACACCAACGCGUAGGGUUGUAAACUAGCUCAUCGAGUAAGCUGCUGAAAGGAUCAUCGUAGUUGUUGAUCAUUUAAGCGGUGAACUGUAGUACUGAUACCAUGUUACUGUAUCUAAUUUUGAUAGAUUUGUGUGCAUUGGCCUUCCGUUGUUUAACUUGUCCAUCACUGGCAAAGAGGCCUGUCAGAACACGUCUGUAACAUGAAAGAACGGAUGGUUAAAUUAUCAAAUCACAAUAACCUUUUGUUAUGCCUUAUCCUUUUAAAUCUAUUAUAUUACCUUGUUAGGUGGUUGAAUUACUUACUAAUACAAUGUUUAGUGUAAACUGACAUAAAACAACUGUUACCUCUAAUGUGGGCCAUGUAUGGACCUCUAUUACUAUUGAUUGGUUCUUGCGAUUUAGAAAGACUAAAUGCUCUCUGUAUUGAGUUGUACAUCUCUUAAAUGGCAUGUAACUGUUAAUUAUUUGGUGUAUAGGUCAGAAAUAGCUAACAUUAAACUGUGUGCAACUGGUCUG